GCUGCCGACGUCACCAUGAGAGCGGCUCCUACCGCUGCUCCGGAGCUCGGCUCUUUUGCAUUGCACUCCAGAUUCACCCUGAAUCCCGAGGGAGGGAGGGAGGGAGGGAGGAGCGGGUCUAGCCGGAGAGAGCGCAUCGGCUGCAGCUGCAGGAACGGGGCGAAGGACAGCUCCAGCGCCAUGCUGCCUUUGUGCAAAGUUGGCGGGCGGCUCUCUGGCAUUGCGCGCCCCGCGUAAGGAGCGGCUGCUGCUGCCGCCGGGGGCCGCCGCCGUUGCUCAGCCGCGGAGGCUGCAAGGCACCAGUCCCUGCCGGUCUCCGGUACAUGGAUGCUGACAUGGACUACGAAAGACCUAACGUUGAAACCAUCAAGUGUGUGGUUGUUGGUGACAAUGCAGUGGGGAAGACUCGCUUAAUUUGUGCAAGAGCAUGUAACACCACCCUAACGCAGUAUCAGCUGCUAGCAACUCACGUUCCUACAGUCUGGGCAAUUGAUCAGUAUCGAGUCUGCCAAGAGGUUCUUGAACGUUCCCGGGAUGUUGUUGAUGAAGUGAGUGUUUCUCUCAGGCUCUGGGACACAUUUGGCGAUCAUCACAAAGAUAGGCGCUUUGCUUAUGGAAGGUCCGAUGUUGUUGUCCUGUGUUUUUCCAUUGCUAACCCUAACUCCCUGAAUCAUGUGAAAACCAUGUGGUAUCAAGAAAUCAAGCAUUUCUGUCCUCGCACACCUGUUAUUCUGGUUGGUUGCCAACUGGAUCUUCGAUAUGCUGAUCUGGAAGCUGUAAACCGAGCCAGAAGGCCAUUAGCAAGGCCUAUCAAACGGGGAGACAUCUUGCCACCAGAAAGAGGCAGAGAGGUUGCCAAGGAGCUUGGGAUACCAUAUUACGAAACCAGUGUAUUUGACCAGUUUGGCGUCAAGGAUGUGUUUGAUAAUGCCAUUAGAGCUGCCCUGAUCUCCAGGAGACAUCUACAGUUCUGGAAAUCGCAUUUGAAGAAAGUUCAGAAGCCUUUGCUUCAAGCUCCAUUUCUACCUCCAAAGGCACCUCCUCCGGUUAUCAAAAUCCCAGAGUGUCCCAUCACCAGUAUCAAUGAAGCCGGAUACUUAUUGGACAAUCCAUUGUGUGCAGAUGUCAUGUUUAUCCUCCAGGAAGAUACUCACAUUUUUGCUCACAAGAUCUACCUAGCUACCUCCUCUUCAAAGUUUUAUGACCUUUUUUUAAUGGAAUGUGAAGAAACCCCAGACUUAUCUGAAACUCCUUGCAAUAAAGAAAGGGCCAGUAGAAGCUUUAUGGCCAGAAAAUGCAGCCUUGAAACAGAUGACAGUAGUGAGAUGGCAACCUUAAAAUCUUCGAAUGCCAAACUCACGUCAUUAGCAGUUGGUGGUAACCCUUUAACAAGGUUAGAGCUUGAAGCAGGGGAAGCCAGUUGCCUGAAGCAAGCGCCAACAUUUUUGGGCAAAGGCUUUGUUAGCAUGCAUAGAGAAACGCAAGUCAACCCUGUUUCAAAGAGGACUUGUGCUGUAACAGUGGUCAAGACAGAUGCUUCUAUUCAGCCUGGGCCUUUUAAAACUGUUCUGCAGUUUUUGUACACAGGGCAGCUGGAUGAAAAUGAGAAGGAUCUUACCAGAGUAGCUCAGAUUGCUGAGAUAUUGGAAGUGUUUGACCUGCGGAUGAUGGUGGAAAACAUUACGAAUAAGGAAGCCUUCAUGAACCAGGAAAUUACAAAGGCUUUCCAUGUCAGAAAAGCUAACAGGAUAAAAGAAUGCCUCUCUAAAGAAACAUUUUCUGAUGUGACGUUUAAGCUGGAAGAUGGAAACAUUAAUGCUCACAAGCCACUACUGAUCUGUAGCUGUGAAUGGAUGUCUGCAAUGUUUGGAGGAUCGUUCAUUGAAAGCUCAAACACUGAGGUUGUUCUUCGCAAUAUAAACAAGACUUCCAUGCAAGCAGUUCUGGAUUAUCUGUACACCAAGCAGCUAUCAUCCAGUCAGGAGUUGGAUAUGCUUGAAUUAAUUGCACUGGCAAACAGAUUUUGCCUCCCACACUUGGUUGCGCUUGCAGAGCAGCAUGCUGUGCAGGAGCUUACCAAAACAUCAGUGAGUGGUGUUAGCAUAGAUGGAGAUGUGCUGUACGAUUUGGAAAUAGCCCAGUUCCACAAUGCUAACCAGCUGGCGGCUUGGUGCUUGCACUAUAUCUGCACCAACUACAACAGUGUUUGUUCCAAAUUCCGAAAGGAAAUCAAAACUAAAUCUCCUGAUAAUCAGGAAUAUUUCGAGAGGCACCGCUGGCCUCCUGUGUGGUACCUUAAGGAAGAAGAUCAUUUCCAGCGUAUUAAAAAGGAAAGAGAAAAGGAAGACAUUGCACUGAAUAAACAUCAUUCAAAACGAAAGUGGUGCUUCUGGAAUUCCUCCACAGUUGUUGUCUGAGAAAAGGAGAGGCAAACCUAUCAAUAGAGUGGCUUGGAGAACAUUUCUUUAGAGGAAGUCUUAUCAUGAAGGAGAGCACCUCAGUCCACUGAGAACCAUUCUUGUACCAGAUGCCAUUGAAGUAAAUGGGGGUUCAUUUCAAUGGUGCUUCCACAGACGUUUCUGGUGGGUUGUGCAGAAGAUGUUUGGGGCACUUGUUUUUAUUCCACCUGUGUGCAUUUAUCAUCUCUAAGGUCAACAAGCACAAGCUCACCUGAAGUGGGUGUGAAACUGCUCCUUAAAAUGUCAAACGUUUGUAUUUUUGUUUGUUUAUAAGCUAAAAUACUGUAUAAAAUCAGUAUUGCUUUUCUUUUUCUUUCUUUUUUUAUACAAACCGACAACAAACCCCAGCAAUUAAUAUUUCAAUCUCCAAAGUGGACAGUAUUUUUAUACAGUUGUGUAUGUAUGUGAAGGUCUUUAUUUCAGCAUUGUUCUUUCACAGACCACAGUUAUUGUGGAACUCUUUGAUUUAGACUAUGUUUCUUUUGUUUCUCCUCUUGCAAGUACAAUGAAAUAUGAUGAACAUCUCUGACAAACCUCCCUGGCUUAAAUUGCCAUCCUAGCAACAAACCAACUCUUGCUAGGCAACUGCCCCCCCCCAACUUCUUUCCAAACCCUAUGUAUUCACAACAAUUAGAUCCUUAUUCUUUCUGAAGUAAUGGGAUGUAACAUGAUCCAGUGACAACAAAGUUAUACAGAAUUUAUAUCUUUUUUUUCUCCAGCUGAAGAAUAUGAAGUGUAAUUUACCUUUUCAACUGCACCCGAUGUAUUCCCAGUAUUUGCCAUUUAAGGACAGAAUGCAACAGCCGUGUGAAAUUUAAUACUUCCUCUUUUAUGUGUUCCAUGGCUUUCAAUGUCUUUAUUUUCAAAAGGACCAUUUUAAAAUAAUUAGAAGACCUCAUUACACUUAUGUCUUUAUCCACUGCAGAUUUCCUAGGGACCUAAACCUAAAGGCAGUAAGACUUUUAGUUAAUUACUUGGUUUGUUUCUUUAUAGAUGGCUACGCCUUUUAAAGAAAUAUCUGUAUAUUUAAAACUGUUUGCUUGCUUGUUGAAUAUCCACAUGUUAAGUAAGGGCUGUGGAGAUAAGUUGAUCCCUUCUGUUAUAUUCAUAUAGGAGCGACCCACCCACCUAUUCACUGUCAGUGGUUUUCUGGCCCAAAUAAUCUCCGAGCACCGAAACAGACAUGAUGGCAGCAUGGGCAAACUGCUUGCCUCUGUAAGAUGUUCCAAGUG
Podarcis raffonei (Aeolian wall lizard) is the source of this 3691-nucleotide messenger RNA. It is a transcript of the gene RHOBTB1, whose product is annotated as Rho related BTB domain containing 1. Gene Ontology annotation, biological process: regulation of proteolysis; proteasome-mediated ubiquitin-dependent protein catabolic process; small GTPase-mediated signal transduction. The record is from RefSeq and is a predicted model, not a curated record. Lineage: Eukaryota; Metazoa; Chordata; Lepidosauria; Squamata; Lacertidae. Gene Ontology annotation, molecular function: GTP binding; ubiquitin protein ligase binding; GTPase activity. Gene Ontology annotation, cellular component: cytoplasm. The transcript is spliced from 10 exons. The coding region runs from base 324 to 2417 and encodes 697 amino acids.